AUGGGUAAUUGCCAAGCAUGUAUGAAUGAUCCAUAAAAUUUAAGUGAAUAUGGUGCUCAUUAAAAUGCUAAAUAAACAUCUUUUUACUCAAUAGUUAGAAGGUCGUAGCCUUUUUCGAAAGCCUCUUUGGCAGAAAUUGUCAAUACUUCUUAACAUUAAUUGAGAACAAGUCAAAAACCAUCAAUUCAUAUUUAAAAAAAAGCUUCACUGUCAAUGGUUGGAAAUGGUGUGGACAUUUAAAAAUAAAAAACUAAUUCUGAACAAUUAAUUUCAGUGCAUUGUCCCAUAGCCAAAUUAGCAUAACCUUGGGGUAGACCAGCAAGCGAACUAUAAAGUUUAAUAGGUUCGAAAGUUAAAAUGGUCCUUAGCAAAUUAAAGGAGUACUAGUAUAUUAUUGAACUAAAAUUAAAUUCAAUUUUCUUUUAUAAAAUAUAUUAUACUAAAUUUUCUAUUGUUUUUUAACUUUAAAAUAUUGAAAUCGCUACUAUUAAAAACAAUCAAUUAAUAUUAUUAAAUAUACUUAUAAAAUAAGGAUUAUGUUAUAGUUUUCUAUUUAAUAAGCCUUAAUGCUAUUUUUAUUAGUCCUCAAAACCUUUUUUACAUCUAUUUAUCUAUUAUUGUAGUUCAGAUCUUACUACUUAAAAGAAGAGGAACAAUGAGAAUUAUAUAUAUAUGUUUUAUGAAAUGAGAGCAAUACAUGCUCCUUCUCCAAAGUUUAAGCUUUGA
Messenger RNA from Paramecium primaurelia, 726 nucleotides. Lineage: Eukaryota; Ciliophora; Oligohymenophorea; Peniculida; Parameciidae. The record is from the annotation of a GenBank genome assembly.